This is a messenger RNA of Lontra canadensis (Northern American river otter), 1418 nucleotides long. RefSeq names its product alpha 1,4-galactosyltransferase (P blood group) (gene A4GALT). The transcript is spliced from 3 exons. Gene Ontology annotation, molecular function: acetylglucosaminyltransferase activity. Gene Ontology annotation, biological process: protein O-linked glycosylation. NCBI's taxonomy places the organism in Eukaryota, Metazoa, Chordata, Mammalia, Carnivora, Mustelidae. The coding region runs from base 247 to 1308 and encodes 353 amino acids. The record is from RefSeq and is a predicted model, not a curated record.
CCAGCCGAGCCACCCAGGCGCCCCAGGAAGAUGAUUUCUGAGUGAGAACAAGAGGGAGAUGGAUUUGUGGGUGCGGAGCAUUUGUGGAAGGGCCGUGUUCCUGUCGGCAGAGGAGUGUGGCUGCUGAGCCAGGGCGUGUCCCCCGGAGAGCUGCCUAGCUGCCCGGAUCCCUACCUCGCCGCCAUGGGCCACCCAGGCUGACCGGCCAGUUCCUGCCUCGGGCGCUCGGCGUCAUCUGGGGAGAACAUGCCCGGGGCCCCUGAGUGCCUGCUGCGGCUGCUUCGGGGCGCCCCGAGACAGCGGGUCUGCACCCUGUUUAUCAUCAGCUUCAAGUUCACGUUUUUCGUCUCCGUCAUGAUCUACUGGCACAUCGUGGGAGAGCCCAGAGGCCAGAGAGAGUUCUCUCACUUGCCUGCCGAGGUCCCCUGCCCCCAACUGGUGCUCCCUACGCUGCUGUCCAGCACCCCGCCCCCGGGCAACAUCUUCUUCCUGGAGACCUCAGACCGGACCAACCCCAACUUCCUGUUCAUGUGCUCGGUGGAGUCGGCUGCCAGGACCCACCCCGAGUCCCGGGUGAUGGUCCUGAUGAAGGGGCUGCCCGGCGGGAACGCCUCCCUGCCCCGGCACCUGGGCCUCUCGCUCCUGGGCUGCUUCCCCAACGUGCACCUGCUGCCGCUGGACCUGGAGGAGCUGUUCCGGGACACGCCCCUGGCGGACUGGUACGCGGCCCGGCGGCACCGCUGGGAGCCCUACGCGCUGCCGGUGCUCUCCGACGCCUCCCGCAUCGCGCUCAUGUGGAAGUUCGGCGGCAUCUACCUGGACACGGACUUCAUCGUCCUCAGGAACCUGCAGAAUCUGACCAACACGCUGGGCACUCAGUCCCGCUACGUCCUCAACGGUGCCUUCCUGGCCUUCGAUCGCCACCACGAGUUCAUGGCGCUGUGCAUGCGCGACUUCGUGGCCCACUACAACGGCUGGAUCUGGGGCCACCAGGGCCCGCAGCUGCUCACGCGGGUGUUCAAGAAGUGGUGCUCCAUCCGCAGCCUGGACGACAGCCACGCCUGCCGCGGCGUCACCGCCCUGCCCAGCGAGGCCUUCUACCCCAUCCCCUGGCAGGACUGGAGGAGGUACUUCCAGGAGGUCAGCCCCGAGGAGCUGCAGCGGCUGCUCAAGGCCACGUACGCCGUCCACGUGUGGAACAAGAAGAGCCAGGGCACGCGCUUGGAGGCCACGUCCCAGGCGCUGCUGGCCCAGCUGCAAGCCCGCUACUGCCCCACAACGCAUGAGGCCAUGAAGAUGUACUUGUGACGGGCCUGCCCGGGGCACCCUCCCCACACCACUGGGGGUCCUGAUGGAGGAGGGCUCCCGGCCACCUUUUCUGGCGGGGGGCGAGAUGGGAGGGCCCAGGACAGAGAGGC